AUGGCGACUACAACGCAAAAUCCCCCCAGCUCUACGGUAUAUGUCAAGAACCUUGAAGAACGCAUAAAGAUCGACCAGCUCAAGGAAGCCCUCACCGAGAUCUUCUCCGAAUAUGGCAACAUCAUUGACCUAGUGGCCAAGAAGAACCUCAAGGCCAAAGGGCAGGCGUUCAUUGUUUUUGAAUCACCCGACGAUGCGGCCAAAGCCAUUGAGGAAGUCAACGGCUUUGAGCUUUUCGACAAGCCGAUGCAGCUGGACUUUGCGCGCACCCGGUCUGACGCUACUGUACGAAAAGAGGAAGGCGAUCAAGGCCUGGAAAAGUGGAAGCGAGCGCGUUUGGCGGAGAAAGAGCGGAAACAAGCUCUUGAGGCCACACAACAGAAACUAAAGAGACCUGCGCCCGCCACAGGCGCCCAGGAAGGAGCUGGUCUCACCGCUCGGCCUGUGAAGGCGGUCAAGGGCGCCGGCCUCAAGCCUUCGGGCGCGAAUGCGGCCGCCAUCAUCCCUGACGAAUAUCUACCCCCGAAUAAGAUUUUGUUUAUCAGGGAUUUGCCGGACAGCUACGAUGCCGAUGGGUUGUCGAGGAUAUUUAGCCGAUUUGAAGGCUUCAAAGAGGUCAGAAUGGUGCCGGGAAGAAAGGGGAUCGCAUUCGUCGAGUACGAGUCCGAAGCCGGUGCUAUCAGCGCGAAAGAGGCCACGGCCGGAAUGCAGCUUGGGGAUGAAGGUAAAGGGAUCAGGGUCACGUAUCAACGAGCAUGA
Capronia coronata CBS 617.96 is the source of this 759-nucleotide messenger RNA. RefSeq lists its product as uncharacterized. Gene Ontology annotation, biological process: mRNA splicing, via spliceosome. Gene Ontology annotation, molecular function: U1 snRNA binding. The transcript is spliced from 2 exons. The record is from RefSeq and is a predicted model, not a curated record. The coding region runs from base 1 to 759 and encodes 252 amino acids. Lineage: Eukaryota; Fungi; Ascomycota; Eurotiomycetes; Chaetothyriales; Herpotrichiellaceae. Gene Ontology annotation, cellular component: U1 snRNP.